Molecule: messenger RNA, 2937 nt
Organism: Populus euphratica (Euphrates poplar)
Lineage: Eukaryota; Viridiplantae; Streptophyta; Magnoliopsida; Malpighiales; Salicaceae
Product: nuclear transcription factor Y subunit A-10-like
Exons: 4
Coding region: 1583-2500 (305 amino acids)
Biological process (GO): regulation of DNA-templated transcription
Cellular component (GO): CCAAT-binding factor complex
Molecular function (GO): DNA-binding transcription factor activity; DNA binding
Source: RefSeq, a predicted model, not a curated record
GGUGUUUGUGUGCUAUACAUUUUUCUGCAAUUUUAGAUUUUUUUUUAAUAACAGUCUGAAUAUCUGAUCGUACGAUAUUUUUUUUCCUCUGUUUGCAUGGUUUUGUGUGUGUGUGUUAAUUUUUUGGAUAAGCUGGUAAAAUUAUUAAAUAAACAAUUGAUAUCUUGAAGUACUGUAGUGUUUUAUAUAGGAAAAAAUGUAUUCCCUUUUUAGGCUUGAGAUUUAACUACGUGUUAAUUUGAUUUAAUUUUAAAGAACUUUAAUCUGAAUUUGAUUUCGAAUCGGAACAAGAGCCUUCUUCCUGGUAUGAUCUCAAUCUCCGAGUGAACCAGACAUGAGUUGGCUGCUAAACAAGUCCGAGUUUGCUGUCGAGCUUAUUUAUUUAGUUUGACUACAAAUUAAAAAUGCAUAUACUCUAAGAUUUUUGCUUCGAGUAUAGUUUGAUAGGUUACUUUUGAGUAAUUUAUCAAAAAAGAAAAAGUUUCUCUUGAGUAAUAAUUAAGAAGCUGACUUAUAUAUGCUUUCUAACAGAAUCACACAAACAAAGGAAAAAAUAAGGCUUCAAGUCGCUAUCAUUCUCACCUUUCACGGGUUAACAAACUGUUUAGUCGAUAUGAAUUUACAGAAAUUUUGAUUUCAACUUCUGUGUUAAGCAGAAUUUCUGACUCAAAAGGGAAGUCAUGCCAAACGCCACCUAAAUUGUUUUAUGAGUUCGUGUAACAUGUUAUGCGCAGGGAUUCUGUUGACGAACUUGUUCUUGAGUUAGAAUCAGUUGAAUUCUUGAUUGAAGUAGUAGACAUUCAUGAUUUUUUAUGAAGCGUGUUAACGCAACGGUGAAAAUUGUGAUCAUAAGAGGUCAUUCUUAGCUGUGAUUGAUCUGUUCACAAGUUCAUCAAAGUGAGUUAAAAAUUUUUCAGGCUUUUUUUUUUUAAUUUUUAUGUUUAUAUGAAAGUAUGAAUUGAGAUUGGGCUUGUGUUUAUGAAAUAAUUAAUUAAAUCAAGAAGCCUACAUUUAAGGAAAAUCCAAUGUUCUUGCUAUGCAAAAUUUAGCAGUCUGUCAUAGCAAAGCUGUCUUGUUUUUUGAGGUCUCGUCUAGACUUGCUUGGUCCUUGGAAGAGUGGUAGUUGUUCAAACACAAGACUAGGUUCGAUUUUUGUGCUUUUCCCGAGAGUCAUUUUAAACUUAGUAGAAUGCAUAUGUGCGGUCAUAUUGUAGUAAAGUUUCUAAGCCUUCAUAUCUUUCUGACGCUUUCCCUAUUUAGAAUUUUAGCCAGGGUCUCCAGACUCUUGCAUUAAGUUUUAAUUUUUCCUCUUUGUCAUGUACUCCAUCAACAAUGUUGUUGUCAUUAUGGUUGUUGCCUUUUCCCCUUGGAAUGUUCAGUCUUCUUUUUUUCCUGCUAUAUAUGUGUGCUACUGACUUCUUGUAUACACUUUAGAAGCUUUCAAUUUAUUUUUGAAUGUGUUCAGCUGAUUUUGUGUUCGCGAGUCUUUUCUAUUCGUAUGAAAGUGUAUUGACUUGGGAUCUCUUGCUUGUACAUUUUGAACAACAGUCCAGGAGAUUGUUGUUUUUACUUAGCAAGCAGCAUGCAGAAAACAUUGGACAGCACUGUGACGACCAAUUAUCCACUCUCAUCCCCUUCCAAACCUUGGUGGUGUAGUAUAGGGCAUGAUGCUAUCUUCUCAAAUGUCUUGGGGGAAAGUACGAAAAACUUGUCUCUUCAAGAAUCCACAGAUGAUGGUUUAGGGACCAAGGCCAGCAAACCACAUGGCAAUGUCCAAAUGGAUGGAGGAACUGUUGCUUAUAAAGAAAAACAACUCAAUGCAGUGUCAGAAUCAGAUGGAAAAUACGGAGACCAUCACCAUCCUCAGCAAACUGCAUCCAAAACGAUUCCAGCUAUGGGUGUAUACCUUGGUCCAUCUACCCAGCUGGAACUUGUUGGCCACUCAAUUGUUCAUUCUCAAUAUGCUGGGCCAAAUCCUGCUAGAAUGGUGUUACCCCAUGAAAUGGCAGAAGAACCUGUUUAUGUGAAUGCUAAGCAGUACCAUGGCAUUCUGAGGCGAAGACAGUCACGCGCUAAGGCUGAGCUAGAAAGAAAACUUAUAAAAACAAGAAAGCCUUAUCUUCACGAGUCCCGGCAUCUACAUGCUAUGAGAAGGGCAAGAGGUUGUGGAGGCCGUUUUCUUAACACAAAGAAACCUGACACUACCAAUAAUACUGCACCUGAUAAGCAUAUCAGCUCUGAUGAAACUGUUUCAAGAAACUUUACCAGCUCAUCAAGCUCUGGACCUGUGCCGUCUCGCUUUUCCAGAAACUCUGAUUCGUCAAUGAGUAAGGAUGCGGAAGUAAUAGAGUCUUUGUGUCAAAUGCACCCUCAUCAGACAUGUGAGCAAAGGAUGCACCCCGCAGUUUCCCAGGUAUCACCUUUCCAAAUUUCCUUCACUUUCAGAAAAGAUGGUGGGAGAAAGGGAUCGCAACGUGAACAAAUUAUGGUGAUUGAGUAGGCCUCUCAGUUGAAACUUCCAGCACAAGGAGUUAGGGUCUCUCCAGCAUUGUUAAUUGUAUGAAAGCCCGUUUAGCUGAAAGGUGUGGCGGAUUCUACCGAACUCUGAGAAAUCAAGGCGCCUCUUGAUUGUGUUUGCUUAUUCACUCUUGAGACGCAGUAAGGAUUUGUUGUGCGUAUGUCUUUACAACUCUAUGCUUUCUUGCUUGCAUCCUGUUGAAGGUGUUUCUUCGAUCAUUAAGGAUUGUUUAUAACCAUUUAGAAAAAGCUAGAAACAUCGACCCUGACUCACUUGGUGAGGAAGACUAUAUAUAUCGUUGGCAAAUCAUUCUUGGCUUAUUGUUUGUCACUUUCUUUUCCCAGUUUAUGUAAAAUUAGUUCAUGUAAUCUUGGAAUAUUAUAUUGAUCUUUUUGUGAAUCCAUCUGUCAUGGUGUGGA